GAACGCAUGCUAAGGUUACGCCAUCUUUAUGCAUCUCCAGCGUAAUCAAAUGUGGCUGUUUGUUGUCAAAAAUUUAUACAUACAUUUGAUCCCUAUAAAUUUUCGAUUAGAUAAUAAAACAUAGCAAUAUACUUAAAUCAUGUGAAUUUGGUAACAUUUAUUUAUUUUAUAUCAGAUAAUUAUGUAUGUAUAUACAUUUUUUUUUCUUUCAAAAUUUCGUUUUUAGCACCUUACUAUUUAUGCAUGUAAUAUUCAAAUGAAAUAAAUUCCGGUAUACCGCCUUUCAUAGCAGGUUCUACUUCUUCUCUCAGUUAAAAUAUAACUCUUCUUAUUGUUGGUCUAGACAAUGCAGGAAAGACUUUAAUUUUAAAUCAUAUACGUGGUGACCCUGAUAAGCAUGUACUACCAACAAUGGGAUUCCGAAUUGUAUGCUUAAAAUAUAAAUCGUAUGCUAUAAAAAUAUAUGAUCUUGGUGGUAGCAUACAAAUUAGAUCAUUAUGGCCAAAAUAUUAUAAUGAUAUACAUGGUCUUAUAUAUGUGGUGGAUGCUAGUGAUAUUUCUCGUCUGGCAGAAAAUAAAGUUGUAUUUGGUGAAUUAGUUGCUCAUGAAAGUAUUUCAGGAAAGCCGUUAUUAUUGCUUGCCAACAAACAAGAUUUAAAUGGAGCAAUUGAUGAAUUAGAUGUUGUAGACAAUUUAGAUGUUGAACAUGUUGUAAAUAGUACACGAUGUCCUACGAGAGUUGAAACUUGUUCCUGUUUCUCUGAAAAAGAACAUGUGAAAAAUAAUACUUUAGGCAUUACGAAUGGAUACAAAUGGUUACUAGAUACAAUAUUGAGAAAUUAUAUUGUAUUAAAUAAUAGAGUUAAACAAUCUCAAAACAUUAUGAAUGAAGAAUUAAGAAAUCAAAGAAUAACAAAGGAUUGCAAAUAUUCACCACCUAGAUUAUCAGUACACUCUAAUCCUUUUAAACCAAUAGCAGAACUUUUAUCUAAAAAGGAAGGAAAUAAUACAGAAAAUCAUUUAGUUAAUGGUAUUAUUAAUGGACGAUCAUUUAAGAAAUUCUUCAUGUCAAAUAAGACUGCACCACUUUCACCUGAAAGUACAUUUAAUAUAAAUGAAGAUCUAUCUUUGCAUGAUAGUUCUAAUGUCAUAACCCCCGUAGCACAAAAAAGUACUCAAACUAUUACUAUAAUAGAUUUACCAAGUUUUGAUUUUUAUCGUAACGAUGAAAAAAAUAACAGAUGUCACCGUCCAAACACAGCACCAGCAUGUUCUACAUUACAUAAUACAAUAUCAAUAAUAAAUAUUCCUGGACAAGUACUUCAAUAAUGAUAUAAAAAUUAUGUUCAUUAUAUAUUUUUGUGGGGCCAAUGUGUACAAGUAGAUGAAAUAACGAGAUAGAAGUAUUAAUUAAAUCAUGCCAUAUAGAAGGUAAUUUUUAUAUUUAAAAAAAGGAAAAAAAAAAUUUAAUAUAUUGUAGCAAAAAAAAAGAACUUUUUUCAUUUUACAUUUUUAUUGAAUAUUACAAAGUUAUACAAAUUUUAUAAAGGUACGACAAAGUGUAUUGAAUAUAAGUACACUCAAUUAUUAAAAAAUCACAGUAUGUAUGUGUGUGAUGAUGCUAUCUUAUAAAAUAUAUUUAUUUGCGUUUGGUAAAGUUAUUUUCAUAGAAUUGUUAUAAUAAUAGAUUUAUAUGGUUAACACAUGUUCUAUCACAAUUCGUAUAAUGGUAAACAAUCGAACACUUUUUUUUUCUUUUUUUUUUUUAUCAUAAAUGCACUUUUCAUUGUAAAUAUUUAUCAAUUUAUGUAAUGUGUACAAAUAUAUAUUGCAAAUGUAAAAAUAGUAUAAAUAAUCUGGUAAGAUUAUUGCAAUAAAACUUAAUAAAUAUAUAUUAAAACUAAAUGGUAAUCAGACUAUUACAUAGAUAUACUUUAUGGCAAUACCUUACAAAUGAAAAACAUUUUUUUGAAGAUAAUCGUGAUGCCUGCAAGUAUACAAAAUGUAAAA
Messenger RNA from Vespa mandarinia (Asian giant hornet), 2010 nucleotides. RefSeq names its product ADP-ribosylation factor-like protein 2. Gene Ontology annotation, biological process: non-motile cilium assembly; receptor localization to non-motile cilium. The record is from RefSeq and is a predicted model, not a curated record. Gene Ontology annotation, molecular function: GTPase activity; GTP binding. Gene Ontology annotation, cellular component: non-motile cilium; ciliary membrane. NCBI's taxonomy places the organism in Eukaryota, Metazoa, Arthropoda, Insecta, Hymenoptera, Vespidae.